Molecule: messenger RNA, 948 nt
Organism: Exophiala bonariae
Lineage: Eukaryota; Fungi; Ascomycota; Eurotiomycetes; Chaetothyriales; Herpotrichiellaceae
Exons: 1
Coding region: 1-948 (315 amino acids)
Cellular component (GO): nucleus
Source: RefSeq, a predicted model, not a curated record
AUGUCGAAGAAGAUCUUGACCAUUUUUGGAGCCACGGGCAACCAAGGCGGCAGCACACUGUCGGCGGUGCUCAACAACCCAACGCUAGCAGCCAAAUACAAGAUCCGGGCCAUCACACGCGACCCGAGCAAGCCCAGCGCACAGUCACUGGCGUCACGAGGGGCGGAACUGGCGCAAGCGGACCUCAACGACAUCGAGAGCGUCAAGAAAGCGAUUGCCGGGUCGCACGGCGUGUUUGCGGUGACCAACUACUGGGAGACGAUGGACAAGAACGCGGAGCUGCAACAGGGCAAGAACAUCGUGGACGCAUGCAAGUCGGAAGCGGUGAAGCACCUGGUAUGGAGCAGCCUGCCGCACGCGGAGAAGCUCAGCAACGGCGAGCUCAGCAAGAUCGAGCACUUCGACUCCAAGGCUGGGGUGCAGGAGUACGCGGAGCAGGUCAAGGGCGACGACCUGAUCGUCUCGUACUUCAUGCCCGCGUACUUCAUGUCGAACCUGCCGACGCAGAUCAAAGCCAGCGGCGAGGACGGCGUGGCCACGCUCAGCCUCCCCUGGAACGCCGCGUCGACGUGGCUGCCCAUGAUCGACAUCCGCAACGACACGGGCCUGUUCACCGUCGGGCUCUUCGAGGCCGGCGAGCGCGCCAACGGCUUCGCCGUCCAGGGCACCAGCCAGUGGCUCCAUCCGCAGGAGCUCGUCGACACCCUGAGCGCCGUGUCCGGCAAGCCCGUCAAGUUCGUCGAGCAGCCCUUGACCGUCGAGGCCGCCGCCCAGAGCGGCAACAAGAUCGCCGAGGAGCUCGCCCAGAACAUGUUGCUGAUCCGCGACUACAGUUAUUUCGGAAAGGGCGCCGAGAACAAGCAGGAUGAGAGUGACAAGUUCUUGGUCGACGGUGCGAAGAAGAGUUCUUUCAAGCAGUUUGCCGAGAAGACGCAAUGGCAGUUCUAA